Molecule: messenger RNA, 1608 nt
Organism: Etheostoma spectabile (orangethroat darter)
Lineage: Eukaryota; Metazoa; Chordata; Actinopteri; Perciformes; Percidae
Product: thiosulfate:glutathione sulfurtransferase
Exons: 4
Coding region: 138-485 (115 amino acids)
Source: RefSeq, a predicted model, not a curated record
AACAGAGAGUUUGGUUGACUCUGGCAGUUUUGUUUCAAACGGACAACAAUAGUCUGUCAGUAGGGAAAGGGUCCAGUUUAUCCUCACAGCACUCACCAGCACUAUACGCUAAAUUAACCCAGGUUAGCCUUGAUUCAAUGGAUGCUUCAGUGGUGACCUACUCUCAGCUGAAGACAAUGCUGUCCAACCGAGACAUUCAGCUGUUUGAUGUAAGAAAUCCUGAUGAAUACCAGGCUGGGCGCAUUCCAGAUGCUGUCAACAUCCCACUGGGCAACCUCGAGGAGUCUCUGAAGCUGUCUCCAGAGCGUUUUCAUCAGACGUUUGAAGUGAAGGCUCCUGGGAAAGAUGACGACAACAUUGUGUUUCAAUGCAAAAGUGGCAACAGGAGCGCCAAAGCACUGGACAUCGCCCGUCAGCUGGGAUUUAGCAGGGCGAGACAUUAUAAAGGAGGGUACAGUGAGUGGGCAGAGAAAGAAGGAAAAUGAAUCUGGACUAAAUGCUGCGCUUUACCUCCAUAUUUGUAUCAAAAAUACAUACACUACAUAAUAACACUAUAAUACAAAACUACAGAAUAUAAAUGAGCAAUGUCUUGAGCAACAUUGACUUGACAGUUUAUAAGUUACAAAUCAGAUUCACAUUAAAUUAUAUACAAAUUUCAACUUGUCUUUGAAUGUAUUUGUAGACCUGCAGUUUGUCCCAUUCACACUACACACUAUUUUUUUCAGCUAUGUAGUAAUUGUCAUAGUUUACUGUUUUUGUAGUUAGCAUCUUAAAAAUAUCAACAUCCUUAAAACUGUUUCUCCAUUUCCUUUUUGUGCAUGUUUUUAAUAUGCAUACAGACUGUUUUGAGUGCACUUUAUCUAGUCUCUUUGUGAGCGUAAACAUACUUAGACAUACAUACUCAAAACCUGCUUUAAAUGAAUGUGCAGUUUGGAUUUUUGGUAGAAAAGCAGUUAGAUCUCCGGACCAGCAGAUGGCAGCAAAGUGUCAACCAAGUCCAACUUUUGUGUCCAUUACUCCUACCACUUCCUGAUUUUUAUUGUUAUUGGAGCAAAGACCUCUUAGGCCUGACCUUCACACAGGUAUUUGUCUAGACAGGUAUGGAUCCUGUGAGUAACCACUCUGUGAGCAGCUGUCAGGAGUCCAAUCUGCACAAGGUCCAUAGAUGCCUCAUUCAGAGGGAAAGCAAAUUUUACCUUCACCCUCCAUCCUAACCUCCCACAUCAGGGUUAUUUGCAAAACGUCAACAAUACAGCGUGUGUGCGUGCGUGUUUGUGUGUGUGUGAGACUACAGAAGUUUUGCUGUGACAUCUCCAGUAUGAAUGUCAUCAUUGAUGGACCAUGUGUGAUUUUCAUGUUUUAAGGUGUUUUUCUUUUCUUCACCUCACCAGAUAUUUCACGACUUCCUGGAGGAAGACAAUGUCUUACCAUAUUCAUUAUCUCUUAAUAAAUGUGUGUCAGUGUGUACAUCUGUGUGCAAUGUGAGGGACGUGUGUUUUAUUAUGAUCUCUGAAAUCUAUGAAAGGGUUGCGAUGGCCCACUGUGGGUGGGUUUAUACAUCAGUAGAUCCUCUCACUUACCAUGAAAAAGAAGUUUGGAUGUGCAUCU